Molecule: messenger RNA, 540 nt
Organism: Anolis sagrei ordinatus
Lineage: Eukaryota; Metazoa; Chordata; Lepidosauria; Squamata; Anolidae
Source: RefSeq, a predicted model, not a curated record
AAGGUCACAGGUUCAAAUCCUAGGAGCAGGGUGAGCUCCUGCCAUUAGCCCCAGCUUCUGCCAAGCUAGCAGUUCGAAAAGAUGCAAAUGAUGGAACAUGAGGCUUCCCAGCUAGAAAAGCAACAUGUACAUAGUGUCUAUGAAAACACGGCCACCUAUUUCAAUGAUCUUCAGGGCAAAGCAUGGCCUCGUGUUCGACAGUUUCUGCUAGAACAAAAGCCUGGAAGCCUCAUUGCAGAUAUAGGUUGUGGGACUGGAAAAUAUCUUGGUGUCAACAGCCAAGUAUAUAACCUUGGAUGCGAUUAUUGUGGCCCUUUGGUUGAGAUUGCAAAGACUAAAGGUUGUGAAGUGAUGGUCUGUGAUAACCUUAAUCUUCCUUUUCGUGGCCAGUGCUUCAAUGCAGUCAUCUCUGUGGGAGAGCCCGCCAGCUCCCAUUACAUGACGUACCACUACUUCCGGCAGGGCCCCAUGGUUAAAGGGAUGGCGAAGUGGAGAAUGCCACCACGGUGGCAACACAGUUGGCUUCCUGUGUUGCCUUGA